AUGAAAAUGAAAAAAUAUGGGAACGCCCUCCCCUCGAUGGAAUUCUUGCCAAUAUGUAUCGAGGUUCUCGGCCCGAUGGACCCCAACACCCUUAAAUUUCUUAAGGCAAUAUGUAAAAUGAUCAGCGUCAGAUCAGGCGGCAGCAGGGAACUGUUUUUCGCAACUAACCACAUUUCGUGCUUGUUGCAGCGGCUAAAUAUCAUCAAUAAACAUGAUGCAAUGGUCCUUCUAUUACAAGCUGCUUUUUUGCCUCGUCUUGUUUAUUUUUUGAGAACAUCCCCUCUGUUGGAUGUUUCGAUCCUCAAUAGUUUCGACGAUCACCUCCGUGACGCAUUCCAGUCCAUCUUCAACAUAAAACUCGAUCAAAAAAAUUGGUUACAGGGGACGCUGCCUAUAUGUGUUGGUGGCCUGGGUUUGGGUUCCGCGGCUGAGCUGGCACCUUCUGCCUUUUUGGCUUCUGCUGCUGCCACGGUGGCCCUCCAGGAUCUGAUGUUGCCUGGGGAUGUGAUUUACGUCGAUAACUUCAGAUUGCAAGUAUACGACAUGUGGCGCGCCACCAACGGAGAUGUGGUUGCGCUCGAAAACCCCUCGCAAAAACACUGGAUCGCCCCCUGUCUUAAUAGAUCAGUUGAUCGAUGGCUGCAAUUGAAUGGCUCUGCUUUUGACAAGGCUAGAAUUAUGGCUGCUGGUAUCCCGGUUAUAAAAGAACCCAUGGGUUUGAUAGAGGAAGGAGCCUUUAGGCCUGAUGGUUACACUAUCACCCCAUGGGCCCAGGGACGGUCCCUUGCUUGGGACGUUACCAUACCCCACACUAUGGCUGACCGAUACAUCGGCUACACUUCAGUUGAGGCGGGCACUGCUGCCCUUAAAGCGUCCGAUUUCAAAAAUGAAAAAUACGUUUCAUUAAACAAUUUAAGCAAAAUAUUUCAACCCAUUUGCAUUGAAACGUUCGGACCAACAGAUAAGCACACGUCAUUAUUUAUUAACGAAUUAACAAGAAAAAUAGUUAAUAUAACGGGUGAUCCUAACGAAGGCAAUUAUUUAAAACAAACUCUUUCACUUUUAUUACAAAAAUUUAAUUCCUUCUGCAUUCUGGAUGGAGCUGCUAGAUACCUGACUGUGCGAGACCAGGGACAUAGAUAA
Molecule: messenger RNA, 1143 nt
Organism: Helobdella robusta
Lineage: Eukaryota; Metazoa; Annelida; Clitellata; Rhynchobdellida; Glossiphoniidae
Exons: 3
Coding region: 1-1143 (380 amino acids)
Source: RefSeq, a predicted model, not a curated record